CCCGGCCUUGGCCUCCGCCGCAGCUCCGUUUAAGGGUGGCCAGCAGGGCACGUGGCUUGGGACCGUGUGGAGUUUGCGGCCGCUAGACAGCAGCUCCCGAGUUGGGCGGCUCCUGCUCCUUUCCGACGCGCAGCCCGCGCUCGGUCGGACCUGCUGCCUGAAAAUCAGCCUGCGCCUGGCCAGAUCUGUCGGCGGAGGACCGCAGCCCAGCGACGACGCGGUAGCCAUGGCUGCAGCGGCGCCCGCCCCGCCAAAUACAGAGAAGAGUUCAUACUUCUACUCCACGGAAAUCACACUGUGGACUGUGGUGGCUGCCGUUCAGGCCUUGGAGAAGAAAGUGGAUUCUUGUCUGGCCCGCUUGCUGACUCUGGAGGGCCGUGCAGGGACAGCAGAGAAGAAGCUGGCUGACUGUGAGAAGACGGCUGCGGAGUUCGGCAACCAGCUGGAGGGCAAGUGGGCCGUGCUGGGGACCCUGCUGCAGGAGUAUGGGCUGCUGCAGCGGCGGCUGGAGAACCUGGAGAACCUCAUGCGUAACCGGAACUUCUGGGUCCUGCGGCUGCCCCCUGGCAGCAAGGGCGAGGUCCCCAAGGUGCCCCUGACCUUUGAUGAGGUGGCUGUGUAUUUCUCUGAAUCAGAGUGGGCCAGACUGGAGGACUGGCAGAAAGAGCUCUACAAACAUGUGAUGAGGGGCAACUAUGAGAUGCUCGUUUCCCUGGAUUAUGCCAUCUCCAAACCAGACAUUCUUACCCAGAUAGAACGGGGAGAAGAGCCCCAUCCUGCAGACCCCUGGGGCCAGGAGAAGGGGAGCGAGGAGGAGACAGUAUGGCCGAGGAAACCCAACACCGGUAUUUCUCUGAGUCCAGAGCAAGCCCCAAGUCCAGCUAGCCCUGCUCAGGAGGAACCAAAUCAAAGGCAGACACCUGGGCAGCAGCAAGAGGACACAAGCAUGGCUCUAUCUGAGCCAGGCACUGGGAUUCCAGCAAGCACCAGGACUUUAUCGAUUAGACAGGAGGAAGAAUCUGCAGAGGGAGGAGAGUUGCUACCCUCCCUUUCCACAGAUAGCGUGCCUUCUGUGGGGUCAGGUGGCGGUACUGUGACCAUCAAGACAGAAGCCCUGUCUGAGGAGGAACCUGAGGAGCAGCUGCCGGAGUCCUCGAACCAGUCUGUAUUUAGAGUCCGCAAAAGGCCCAGGAUUAAGACUAGAGGCUACAGACGGCAUCACAUCCAGGGAGUGCCUAGGGUGCGGAUUGGGGAACCCCAGGCAGCAGAGGCAAUGGGAGAGCCACCCUGUAUCCUUCCUCGACCCCAGACGCAGGGAUUCCUGUGCCCUGACUGUGGGCAGAGCUUCCACUUGAAGAUUAAUCUGAUAAUCCAUCAGCGGACUCAUGUAGAAAAGGAACACAGGGAGGCUUGGAGUGGCUUCCCUGUUAGGUCAGGGAAAAGCCACUCCACACUGGAACCAGGAGAAGUAGUGGUACCAGGCCCUGUCAUCCGCUGGCUUCCUGAGGAGCCCACAAGCCACCAGUCCCCAGUAAGCCAUGCCUUCAUGGGACAAAGGCCAGCAGCUAAGGUUUACCACUGUAGUAAAUGCCUUCGCUCCUUUCAGCAUCAGAAGAGCCUGGCACUGCACCAGUGUCAGCACGCAGGCAAGAGGCACGGCCUGUCUGCCUGUCCCUACUGUGGCAAGGCCUUCCGCUGGCCCUCAGACCUCUUUCGUCACCAGCGCAUCCAUACUGGUGAGCGUCCCUUUCAGUGCCCCAAGUGCGGCAGGGCCUUUAAGGAACUACCACCUGACUGUCCACAUGCAGAAGCAUUCCUGAGGCCAGGCAAGCCUCAUUUUCUUGCUUUCCGUCCUCCCAGCAAGGCUGACCACGAGCCUGCCAUGAUACUCUCUGGCUCUCCUGGCAGGACCUGCACUAUCUCAGGGCCUUUCUCUGUGCCUGACCUGAAAUUGGUCCCUCAGAUGGGAAGACCAGCUUAGUGUAGACUUGCUUCAGUGGGGAUGCCCUGAAAGCAAAGUGCCAGGGGAUUUGAAUGCCUACAAUGGCUUUCUAUGAGUCCAUGUGAGUCUCUCCCUCACAUGGCAGGUACAUAUCCAUUACUACUACUUGUGAGGAAAGAGAAGCUGGGAAGAAUGGAUUACUCCUCGCAGAUCUCAGUGUUGACAGUGAAGUUGUGUAGCUGGGCUUUGGCUACUUUGUGGGUUCUUCUUUCUUCUAUCCUUCACCCCUUUUCUUCCCUUCCAAAUAAUAAUAGCUGG
Messenger RNA from Arvicanthis niloticus (Nile rat), 2260 nucleotides. The record is from RefSeq and is a predicted model, not a curated record. NCBI's taxonomy places the organism in Eukaryota, Metazoa, Chordata, Mammalia, Rodentia, Muridae.